Amaranthus tricolor (Joseph's coat) is the source of this 1882-nucleotide messenger RNA. RefSeq names its product transcription factor JUNGBRUNNEN 1. NCBI's taxonomy places the organism in Eukaryota, Viridiplantae, Streptophyta, Magnoliopsida, Caryophyllales, Amaranthaceae. The coding region runs from base 105 to 1190 and encodes 361 amino acids. Gene Ontology annotation, biological process: regulation of DNA-templated transcription. The record is from RefSeq and is a predicted model, not a curated record. The transcript is spliced from 3 exons. Gene Ontology annotation, molecular function: DNA binding.
CCUAUACAUCAUUAUAAGUACUAUACUAAUGCAACAUUUCACCUUAUUUUAUUUUUUUUAAUUUCUACAUAAUUAUUUUCAUUAAUUAUUACCCACAAAUUGUUAUGGAGGUUUGCAAGAAAGUACAAGAAGAUGAACAGAAAACAAUGGUUUAUGAUAAUAAUAUUAAUCAAGAUGUUGAUCAUGGAGUCGUUGAUGAAGACGAAGGACCGCUUCCUGGAUUCCGGUUUCAUCCAACAGAUGAAGAGUUAGUGUCUUUUUACUUAAAGAGGAAAGUUGAGAAAAAAAGACCUCUUAGUAUUGAGAUUAUUAAGGAAAAUGAUAUUUACAAGCAUGACCCUUGGGAUCUUGCAAAAGCAAGCAGCAGUAUAGGAGAUAAGGAAUGGUAUUUCUACUGCAAAAGAGGAAGAAAAUACAGGAACAGUAUAAGACCCAACAGAGUAACCGGAUCCGGAUUUUGGAAAGCAACGGGUAUUGAUAGACCCGUUUACUCCAAUGGUGGAGAAGGUCCUCAUACCAUUUGUAUUGGGUUGAAGAAAUCACUGGUUUAUUACCGUGGAAGUGCAGGAAAAGGAACUAAAACUGAUUGGAUGAUGCAUGAAUUUCGUCUUCCUUCUAAUGCAUCCCAAUCACAUCAUCAUCAUCAUGGUCAUGAUCAUGCAAAUAAUAUUUCAAGUAACCCUAAAAACACUGCCCUAGAAGAAGCUGAAAUAUGGACACUUUGCAGAAUAUUCAAGCGAAACAAAAGACAAACCCCAGAUUGGAAAGAAUUAUCAAGCAGGAAAAACCAAAGCAGUACAGUCCUUAAUUCAACCUCAAAUACAAGCAGCAUUGAUUCUAACACUAAUCAAGAAUGUUAUAUCAGCUUUGCUUCUCAACAAUUAACACCCACUAAUAAUAAUAAUAAUAAUAAUAAUAAUAAUAAUAAUAAUAAUAAUAAUAAUAAUAAUAAUCCCUAUAUAAAUUUAGGUAGCCACAACAUUAGUAAUAAUACAAUUGAUAUGCAUCAACAACAACAAUAUUGGAAUAAUAAUCCUUCACUUCAUACAAUGUCAAGACCAACAAUGUUAAAUCCUCAGUUUCUAACAAAUGAUGAAUAUGAUAUGCAUCACAAUCUUCCAUGUUAUGGACAUACUUGGGAUGAUCUUAGUUCGGUUGUUGAAUUCGUGUUUAAAACGCCGCUUUUGUGAGAAUUAUCGAAUUUUGUUUCAGUUGAAGCUUGCAUGUGUCUGUUUUUCUUGAAGAAUGUGGGUUUGAUUCUCACUGCUUUUUGUAAAUGUAUAUGUAUUAUAUGUAGUAAGUAGCAAUUUUAUAAAUAACUUUAGCUAGGUUUUAUGUUAGGAUAGCUAAGUUAGAUAUUAUGUAUGUAGUAUAAUUUUGGGGUGAUUUUUUUUGUAAUUUUCUCUUAGGGAGGAAGUUAUUGUACUGAUGAACAACUUACAGUUGUACUGACAAGUAAUAUUAUAUAUAUGUCCAAAUAUUACUUUUGGAGUAUAUCAUAUUAUUUAUUUUUUGGAUUAUAGGGUAAACUCAGGGUUGGAGAGGGUUAGGUGAGAAUUGAUUUCAAAUCUAGCCGAAAGAAAAUAGUACUUACUCAACUGAUGCAAGUUUUUAUUCUCUACAAUUAGAUUAAGAUAUAAAUUAGGGCAUUGAAUAAAAUACGUAAGAAAAUGAGAUACUUUAAAAGAAAUGGUGAGAGUAUAUAUGCUAAAAAAUUGAAUAAUUACAUUGAAGUAGUUGUAUCAAGAACCACCUAGUGACUUUGAUUACUUCAUUGCUCACACAAAGGCAUACACACUAGAGGGUAGUGUUGGAGUGUGCAUUGGGAGGUGAACAAUUGAGGUUUGGAUCCUUCAAUACAACAUCUACACACAUAAUAGCA